Zygotorulaspora mrakii is the source of this 3087-nucleotide messenger RNA. RefSeq lists its product as uncharacterized. The record is from RefSeq and is a predicted model, not a curated record. The transcript has a single exon. Gene Ontology annotation, molecular function: transcription coregulator activity. Lineage: Eukaryota; Fungi; Ascomycota; Saccharomycetes; Saccharomycetales; Saccharomycetaceae. Bases 1 to 3087 code for a protein of 1028 amino acids. Gene Ontology annotation, biological process: regulation of ribosomal protein gene transcription by RNA polymerase II.
AUGGUGGCUACGAAGAUGCCUCGUAAAAACUUGGGCAGCUAUGAAGAUAGAAAAGUAGGUCAGAAGCUACCUGUAAAUACUGCAAAACUAAAAAAAAAAGCUCAGAUUGCUUCCGAGGCUCCAAUUAUAUCUAAUAGGCCCAGAAGGUUCAGUUUGAUAUAUUCUUCAGAUUCCUCGCUGACCGAUGUACCAGAAGAAGGCAACCGAAGAGUGGAUUUGGGAGUCUCUGCCGCUAAUAGAAGACAUGGAAAAGUGAAAAGUAUAUCAAAUAAUGCCACAGGUAAAAGAAGUAAACUGAUACACCAGUCUUCUAAUUCAGAUAAUGAAAGCACAGAUUCAUCAAACUAUCAAGCUGUUGCAAGCGACAACAAUAAUGACUAUGGUGUUGAUGAAGGUGAUGAAAACAGUAGCGAUAGUGAUAGCGAAAGUGAUAGUGACAGUGAUAGUGGCAGUGAUAGUGAUAGUGAACUAACGAGUUCUGACGAUGAGACUAUAGAUUUUGUCAAAUUAACCGCCCAAAGGAAGAAAAGAGCGAUGAAGGCGCUUUCUGCCUUGAAAAGGAGUAAAUCACCUACAAAAUCUGCUGUAAAUGAUGAAAAGCGCAUUGGAAAAAAUAAGGAAAAUCGUGUUUCAACUCAAGUGCAGGAUUCAACUUCUGAUCCCGCCUCCGAGUCUGAUUACGAUUCUAAUCAGAAUUCUGGGUCUUCCUCGGAUAAUGAGGGAAGCGGUGUUGAUAACAACGGUGCAUUGGCAUUUAAUUUCAGAAAGGAUGACGAUGGGAUAAGGUAUGGUAGAGUGAGCAACCAGGGCAGUGAAGAAGAUAUAGGUGAGGAAGUUAAAGAAUCUAAUGAAAUACAAGUUUCAGCACUAGAGAAUGACAAUUUAAAUCGAUUUAAUGUUCCAGAAUUCUCCGCGUCAGAAGAGUCUGAAUAUGACAUCGACCAAGAUGCGUACUUUAAUGUGAUUGAUGAUGAAAACAUUUCGUUGAAUGAAAUGGACACUGGAUUGGAAACCGGAGAAGACGAGCUGCCAUUGCUUCAAGAGGAAGAAAAGAAUCUAGUCUCGCAAUUGCAAGAUGAUGAUGAACUAUCGUUUGAUGGUAGCAUACAUGAAUCUGGCUCAGAUCCCGCAGAAAGAUCUAGGAACGAAAACAAGAACAAAGAUGAGGAAUACGAUGAUGAAGAUGAAGAAAUGACAAUUUUCGAUAUGCCAUUUUAUGAAGAUCCAAAAUUUGCGAGUCUCUAUUACUGUGAAGAUGGCAAUGAACCUCGUCUAAGUUUGAGCACUUCUUUACCACUGUUGAUAACUGAUGAGAAAAGGUUGAAAUUGAAGAGAAGGGAAGCGAAAAAGAUUGAAAGAAAGGAGUUAAUGGAAAGAAGACGAAAUUUAAAACAAGGUAAAAAUAAAGGUUUGAAGGUUGAUGUUGGUGAAUACAUAUUCGGUGUAUUUUUCCAAGACGAGAAUGAGGAUGACGAUCACGACCACGACGGUCGUAGUAGGGAAGGUAAACGUCGCGUAGAGUUCAACAAAAACUUGGAUUUAGAGUCACCAUUGCGUCGGUUGGGUUCCGCGGCAGCAUCUGAUGCUAGUUCGGACGAUGAAUAUGAGAACAUCUUAUUAGACAUAGCCCAUUUGCCAUCAGAAGAUGAUGAUUAUAUGGACGAGGAAAAGAAAGAAGAUUUGAAGGAUAGCUCAGGCAGCGUGGUAAAAGUUGAAGAGAUAGAGCGUAAAGAUUAUGUUCCGGGCGAUUCAGAAAUCGAUAUGGAUGCAGAUGAAGGUUAUGACGAUGAUGAUGACGAUGACGAUGAUAUGACUGAUACCAAUGUUUUUAUCGAUAUUGAUGACUUGGAUCCUGAUUCGUUCUAUUUCCAAGCACUUGACGAUGAAAACUCGUCUUCCUUUUCUGAAACGACAUCUGAUGAUACGGAUUUGGACGAUAAAAAAAUCUCUAAGGAUGAAGUUACGGAAACCAUAGUAUAUGUCGACGAUGAAUCAACGGACGAAGACGAUAAUUUGCCAUCACCAAGCGCUCAAAGCAAGGCUAUUGGAUCAAAAGCCAAAGAGGUUGUCAGUGCCAAUAUAGUUGGGCUAAGACCCCCAAAAUUAGGAACAUGGGAGACUGAUAGCAAACCCUUUACAAUAAUUGAUGGUCUUUCCACAAAGUCUUUGUACCCACUAAUCCAGGAGCAUCAACAAUUUUUAGAGCAACAAAGAGCACAGUCCCAAUCACCGGACGCACAUUCUAUGCCCGACCUAAGUCCAGCUAAUGGAGAUGAAUUGACACUGAACGAAUUGUUAAAUAUGAGUGAGUUAGAAGACGAAGAGAGCGCUGCACCAUCAUAUUCUAAAGCAGUUUCUGAUUGGUAUAAAAAACCUACGGUACCUCUUUCUGCCUUCCGAAACAAAGGUGUCAACUCUAUGGAGGAGGAUGAGUACAUGCUGCCCGCCAAUUCUACUAGGAAAGUACCCAUUGGUUAUAUAGGAACUGAAAGAACUCGCAGAAAGAUUGAUAAAAUGAAAGAAUUACAAAGAAAGAAAUCUGAGAAGAGAAGGAAAUUGAAAAAAAGAAAGAAGUUGCUCAAGCUAAAGAGGGAACGAGAGCGAAUGGAUAAGGAAAACUCUCUGUUGAGCGAGAAAACACCUGAGCUUGAUGCGGGUGCCUUAAUUGAUACUCUUCAUCCAUUUUCGGAGAUCGAAUCGCAAACUGAUAACUUCAAAAAGUAUUCUAUUCCGGCCUCUGAGAGGAAGAAUUCUGCUAAGAGUGUGGGCCUGGAAGAGAUCAAUGAAAUUCUCGGUAAAGAUAAUAGUGAUCUCAGCUGUGUAUACGAUAUACCUGCAACUGGUGCUGAUUUAAUAGGUAUUUCUGACGCGGAUAUUGUGACAUCUCUAACUGCGCCAAUCCAACUGACGGACUUUGAAAGUGGCAGUUCAUGGAGAAGAAGACAGAGUAUGGUAGAAGCCGCGGCUGAGAACCUUCGUUUUACAAAAAAUGGGUUAUUCAGUGAAAGUGCUUUGGCCGAUAUCGAAGGUAUUAUUGGAAAUGGCCCUACCUCUGGUGCUUUCGAAUUCAAUGAAGCUCUUCAGUAA